Molecule: messenger RNA, 384 nt
Organism: Pteropus alecto (black flying fox)
Lineage: Eukaryota; Metazoa; Chordata; Mammalia; Chiroptera; Pteropodidae
Product: pancreatic progenitor cell differentiation and proliferation factor
Exons: 1
Coding region: 1-384 (127 amino acids)
Biological process (GO): cell differentiation; multicellular organism development
Source: RefSeq, a predicted model, not a curated record
AUGGCAGUUGUCCCCUCCAGAGGCUACCUCAUGGCUACCCAUGACUACUACUGGUGCCGCCUGGAUUCCUCUUCCAGUAACAGCUCCUGUGGAAGUGCCGAGAGCCCUGGGGAAGCCAUUCCCCACCACCCUGGUCUCCCCAAGGCUGACCCCGCUCACUGGUGGGUGAGCUUCUUUUUCGGGAAGUCCGCCCUCCCCUUCAUGGCCACAGUGCUCGAGUCCCCAGAGCACUCACAAUCUCCCCAGGCCUCCAGCAGUGUGAUCACCUGUGCCUUGGCUGGAGAAGCCACAAGGAAGCAGCCUGGUGGCCAGCCCAGCAAAAGCAACACCGGGGCCCCCAUCCUGAAUGGCUACCACCAGCCACCAGACUUCCAGAUGCACUAG